AUGCGCCCGCGAAACCCACCCGACGUCGACGACGCGACGUCGUCGUCCCCGUUCGACUCGUCCGCGCUCCACGGUCGUCUCGUGCACGGCACGUGCGGUUGGGCGUCGAAGAGCCAAAAUUUAAGCUUUUACGCGCCCAACGAGCUGUCGAGCGGAGAAAGGCGUUUGCCGAGCUACGCCGAGCGUUUCGGGUGCGUCGAAGUGGACAGCACCACGUAUGCCAUUCCCACGAGGGACGUCGUCCAGCGCUGGGUCGACGCGACGCCGGACGGUUUCGUGUUCCUCGUGAAGGCGUUCGGCGGGCUGUGCGCGUCGACCGUCGACGCACGCUCGCUGCCGCGUGACGUACGCGAGAUGCUCCCGCCGACGCCUUCGGGGCGCGUCGCGUACUCGUCGAUGCCAACACGGGCGAAGGAUGCGCUGUGGGCGCGUUGGAACGAUGCCAUCGCGCCGAUCGUCGAGGCUGGGAAGCUCGGCUGCGUGGUGUUUCAAUUUCAUCUGUCGCAAGGCGUCGGCGACGCGCUUCGAGCGCACGCGUUGGAGUGUCAGUCGCGAUUGAACGGCGCACGCACGGCGGUGGAGUUUAGGAACAGAGAUUGGAUCACGGGCGAUGUCGGCACGCAGACGGUGCGCUGGUGCCGCGAACAUGAUUUAUUGCUCGUCGCCGCAGAUGAGUUGGAGCACGAAACGUUUCAGCGUGAUAGACAACAAACUGGUUUACCCGUCGACGGCACGGGACGACGGAGCGCGUGCUCGACGAAGAAGAAAUUUCGUUUUGGAGCGAGCGCGUGCGCGCGCUCGAUCCCAAACCGACGCGAGGACCUAUUUGGGUUACUUGGGGCACCGAGUGGCGCGACGCUCCGCUGA
Molecule: messenger RNA, 867 nt
Organism: Ostreococcus lucimarinus CCE9901
Lineage: Eukaryota; Viridiplantae; Chlorophyta; Mamiellophyceae; Mamiellales; Bathycoccaceae
Exons: 2
Coding region: 1-867 (288 amino acids)
Source: RefSeq, a predicted model, not a curated record